Molecule: messenger RNA, 1285 nt
Organism: Cuculus canorus (common cuckoo)
Lineage: Eukaryota; Metazoa; Chordata; Aves; Cuculiformes; Cuculidae
Product: macrophage mannose receptor 1-like
Exons: 7
Coding region: 94-1257 (387 amino acids)
Source: RefSeq, a predicted model, not a curated record
GGGGACAUCCGGUCCCCCUCCUGUCACCCACUUCCCAGUGGGCGUUAUCAGUGGGGGACACUCGCUGGGGACAACGGUGCCACCAGAGGGACCAUGUACGGCAACGUGGAGGUGCUGGGACCUGGAGAAGCCUGCAGCGACUCGUGUCCCACGGAGGAGAACCUCUACGAACCCUUAGACCCUCCAACCACCAUCCCAAGCCAGAAGAGUCCACCUGAGCCCCGCGGCACUGCAUGGUCCUCUCCAACUGGACCGAAGCAGACGGUGGGGAAAGCCGGCGCCACCCGGGGCUCCAUCCCCGCUCUGCCACCGUCCCCAAAGCCCUGGAGCUCCUCCCAGAAGAAGCUGGUGCUGGUGGGCACGGUGGCUUUGGGGGUCUCGGUGCUGGUGAACGUCGUGCUGCUCACCGUCGGCUCGCGGCACGUUGCAGUCCUGAGGGAGGAGCUGGAAGCGGAGAAGGAGAAGGAGCGGCUGAAUGAGGCCUCCCGCUCCUUUCUGCUGUACAACGAGCACCACCGCAAGUGCGUGGAGGCCCAGGGGCUCCAGUUGACGGCCACCACCUGCCGCCCCAACUCCAUGGCCCAACGCUUCCAGUGGUUACCGGGAGGGCGGCUGAGGAACCAACAAAGCCACCGCUGUGCCGCGGCCGCCCACGGGCAGAACCUGUCCCUCGUCCGGCUGGAGCCGUGCCGGGCGGACAACGCGCUGCAGCGGUGGGAAUGCCGUGGUGGGGGACUCUUGGCCCUCGCCGGUUACGAUCUCUACUUCAAUUACGGCAACAACGUAAAGCAGACGGUGAUGCUCUACACCGGCGACCGCGAGUGGAGCCGUUGGGUCAUCCACGGCAGCAAAGCCGACGUCUGCUCCCACUCCUGUUGUCCCCCUUGCUCCAAAGGCUGGAUCUACUUCAGGAAUUCCUGCUAUUUCCACUCCACCAUGACGAGUUCCUGGGCGGACGCUCAGCGCUUCUGCUCGGCCCUGGGCGCGCAGCUCCUGGAGGUGGACGACCCCGAGGAGAAGGAGCUCAUGCAGAGCACCCUCCGAGGCUCCUCCUGGCUCGGCAUCAGGGAUGAAGACCUCGAGGGCACCUGGAAACGAGCCGACGGCACUGUCCUCUCUCGGCAGAGCAGCUGGUGGCACAGGAACGAACCCAACGGGGAGCGCCAGGAGAACUGCGCGGCCGUGAGGGCGGACGGCGAGUGGUACGACUUCCCGUGCACGAGCGAGCUCGCCUGGGUGUGCGAGGGCCCCCCCUGAAGAACCCCCCCAAAGGAAACCCCAACAC